This is a messenger RNA of Camelina sativa (false flax), 1426 nucleotides long. NCBI's taxonomy places the organism in Eukaryota, Viridiplantae, Streptophyta, Magnoliopsida, Brassicales, Brassicaceae. The record is from RefSeq and is a predicted model, not a curated record.
UAGUUUAUAAUAGUAAAAACGACAAAUAUCCUACGGUAGUAAUCUAAAUUAGACAUAUAUAGUGAUAGUAAUACACUAAUAGAGAGAGACGAACAAACCUGUGACUCUCAUAAUCAAAACACACACAAACAAAAAAAAAACAAAAACAAGAACUUGAGAAUGGAAAACGGAAGCUCCUCCGGCGACAACAAGUCUUCACCAAAACCGAUCCGAUGCAAAGCUGCGGUUUGUAGAAAGGCCGGAGAGCCGUUGGUGAUGGAAGAGAUAAUGGUUGCGCCGCCGCAGGCUUACGAAGUUCGGAUCCGAAUCAUCUGCACCACGCUAUGUCACAGUGACGUCACUUUCUGGAAACUCCAAGUUCCUCCAGCCUGCUUUCCGAGGAUUCUAGGCCAUGAGGCAAUAGGAAUAGUGGAAAGUGUUGGUGAAAACGUAAAGGAAGUGGUCGAAGGAGACACUGUACUACCAACGUUCAUGUCUGACUGUGGUGAAUGUGUUGACUGCAAAUCUCACAAAAGCAACUUAUGCAGCAAAUUUCCCUUCAAAGUAUCGCCAUGGAUGCCAAGAUACGAAAAUUCGAGCAGAUUCACUGACCUCAAUGGCCAAACUCUCUUUCAUUUCUUGAACGUCUCCAGCUUUAGCGAAUACACUGUUCUUGAUGUUGCUAACGUUGUUAAGAUCGAUUCUUCGGUUCCUCCUAGUCGUGCUUGUCUUCUCAGCUGCGGAGUUUCCACUGGUGUUGGUGCUGCUUGGGAGACUGCCAAAGUUAAACAAGGACCAACAGUUGUGAUUUUUGGACUUGGUUCUAUCGGACUAGCGGUUGCAGAGGGUGCAAGACUUUGUGGUGCCUCUAGAAUCAUUGGUGUGGAUAUAAACCCUGCCAAAUUCCAAGUUGGGCAAAAGUUUGGAGUUACCGAGUUUGUAAACUCUUUGACAUGUGAAAACAAGAGUGUUAGCGAGAUAAUGGUGAUCAAUGAGAUGACUGGUGGGGGAGCGGACUAUUGCUUUGAGUGUGUUGGAAGUAGUUUUUUGGUUGAAGAAGCUUAUGCUUGCUGUAGAAAGGGAUGGGGAAAGACGAUAACUCUAGGUGUGGACAAGCCGGGUUCACAGAUAUGUUUAAACUCGUCUGAUGUUCUUCACCAAGGGAAGAUUUUGAUGGGUUCGUUGUUUGGAGGUUUGAAGGCUAAAACACACAUUCCGCUUCUUCUGAAACGCUAUUUGAACAAGGAGCUUGAAUUGGAUAAGUUUGUGACACUUGAGAUGAAAUUCGAGGACAUCAACGACGCGUUCCAGCUACUCGUUGAAGGGAAAUGCAUCAGGUGUGUCUUGUGGAUGAGCUAAGUGAAUUGGUUUAUUUUAUCUUUCAAUAUUUUACAUCCAUGUCAUAUAUAUGAUUCAUGUGCAACUAUUUUUAUUGGUUUGAACUUUG